AUGUAUCUUUCUGACGAACCCAGUCUGUCCUGCACAAGUUUAAAUACCAGGGAAGUGUUUAUUUCUCUCUCUCUCUCUCUCUCUCUCUCUCUCUCUCUCUCUCUUUUAUCUAUCUCUGUCUUUCUCUCUCUCGCUGUCUUCACGAUAGCCCAAAUCAGAACUCCGAUCCUCGGAGCGGAUUUCCUCGCCCACUUUAACUUGUCAGUUAUCAUGUCUUCUCUUUCUUUGGAAGAUAAAACGACCAACUUUACCAGGAAAGGGGUUACAUCUAUGUAUACGACCACAUGUAUCAGCGCAACUCUACCUGAAACCAACGGAAUGAAGGAUCUGUUACAAAAAUAUUCUCAAAUUACAACACCAUUCUGGUAUACAGAAACCGUUCGUCACAAUGCUGAGCACCAUAUUUAUACUACGGGCCCACCUACGCAUUCAUCUCCACGGCGAUUGAGGCCUGAUAAAUAUAAACUGGCGAAAGCCGAGUUUCAGCACUGGACCUCGGUAUAA
Acanthosepion pharaonis is the source of this 504-nucleotide messenger RNA. The record is from the annotation of a GenBank genome assembly. Lineage: Eukaryota; Metazoa; Mollusca; Cephalopoda; Sepiida; Sepiidae.